UUCAGUUUCCAGUAUUGAAAUUUGGAUUUGACAUUUGUCGGUAAAAUGCUUGUUUUACUUCCGUGUACAAACAAUUAAAACAGGAGAAUUUCUUUAUCUAAGCAAAAGUCAAAAUGUUUUGCAUGGUUAGAAACCUCGAUAAAUCCAUCUUUUGUUCUGGAACUCAGGCGAAGAGAUUUUUCACGACUGCAUGGACUGUGCCUGUUGAAAAGAGAAAGCAUGUUUAUGCAGACGUAAAUACACACAAACCAAAAGAGUACUGGGAUUAUGACGCUCAUCCUAUGAAAUGGGGUCGCUUUGAAGAUUACAAAGUUGGAGAAAAAUUGGGGAGUGGUAGAUACAGUGAGGUGUUUGAAGCAACAAAUACCAGAAACAAUGAAAAAUGUGUCAUUAAAAUUUUGAAGCCUGUGAAGAAGAAGAGAAUAAGAAGAGAAGUAAAGAUUUUGGAAAACCUACGAGGAGGACCAAAUAUAAUCUCGUUGCUGGACAUGGUGAAAGACCCUGUUUCAAGAACACCAGCUCUUGUGUUGGAAUAUGUGAAUAAUAGAUACUUUAAAACCUUGUAUCUAGAAUUUUCAGACUAUGAUGUAAGAUUUUACCUCUAUGAAUUACUGAAAGCAUUGGACUAUAGUCAUCAAAUGGGAAUUAUGCACAGAGAUGUAAAACCAGCAAAUAUCAUGAUCGAUCAUGAAAACAGAAAACUACGCUUAACGGAUUGGGGACUUGCAGAAUUUUACCAUCCGCACAUGGCGUAUAAUGUUCGAGUUGCCUCAAGGUACUUCAAAGGACCAGAACUUUUACUAGGUCAUAAAAUGUAUGAUUACUCUUUGGAUAUGUGGAGUGUUGGGUGUAUUCUUGCUCAGAUGAUAUUUAUGAAAACCCCAUUUUUUCAUGGACUCAACAAUUCCGACCAGCUGUUUCAAAUCCUAAGAGUUCUAGGAAUUGAUGAUCUCAAUUCGUACGUAAGGAAAUAUCAAAUACAUGUAAAAUCUAUCUCAGGAAAUGAUCUUAAGAGGAUACCACAUGUUAGAAAAAAACUGGAAAAAUUUGUAAACAGUAAAAAUCAGCAUUUAGUGAGUGUAGAAGCAUUAGAACUUUUAAACAGACUUUUAUGUUAUGAUCACCAAGAAAGACUAACUGCAAGGGAGGCAAUGGAUCAUGCAUAUUUCUACCCAGUCAUAAAAGAACAAGAUCAGGAGGGUAUACCAUCAUCCACAACAAUGUGAUAUUCAAAAAUAUGAUGCAGUGGAUUAAAGGAGAUUUUCAUUUUUAUGGAAGUUGUAUACUGUAAAGCAGCUUUUAUUUGUGUGCGAGAAAUAUUCUUGAGCUUUGCAGCUUACUCAUAUUUAUGAUUAUGGCAGUGCUUGAACUGUGAUUCACCAUUUCACCAAUUGCAUUUUUUUUUUCGUAAGUGGUGAAAAUGAUUUAUUUGCAAU
Molecule: messenger RNA, 1436 nt
Organism: Saccostrea cuccullata (small rock oyster)
Lineage: Eukaryota; Metazoa; Mollusca; Bivalvia; Ostreida; Ostreidae
Product: casein kinase II subunit alpha-like
Exons: 1
Coding region: 114-1226 (370 amino acids)
Biological process (GO): peptidyl-serine phosphorylation; peptidyl-threonine phosphorylation; regulation of cell cycle
Cellular component (GO): protein kinase CK2 complex; cytosol; nucleus
Molecular function (GO): protein serine/threonine kinase activity; ATP binding
Source: RefSeq, a predicted model, not a curated record